GGCAAACAGGACUGCAGAGGGAUUAAGAGGAGGAUAAGGUGUCAGAAAGUUCCUGGAGGUGUCCUGCACCAGCUGUUGCACUUCCUGGUGGAGAGGGGGGGCUAGGCGGCCCCCCCCACACCAUGAUGCGGGGGCUCUCUGCAGAAGCCCAUCACACACCAGACCAGCGUAGAAUGCCCCUGAAGGUGAUGAAGAGCUCCUCUGAGCUGCUCCUCCUGUGCGUGCUGACCUCCCUCAGCCCGCUGCUCCCUGCGUGGGCCUUCUCCCAGGGAGCUAAGCCCUCCUCCUGCGUCUCCAUGGAGCCGGGUCACAUCCGGGCCCACCCCCAGGACCCCCGGCACAGCCACGUCGCCCUGCACACCCCCGCGCACGCCUACCGCCCCGGGGACACGCUGCCAGUGGCGGUGAGGAGCAGCAGAGACUUCAUGGGCUUCCUGCUGCAGGCGCGGUCUGUGCGCGAUGACCGCGUGGUCGGCUCCUUCGUCCUGGUCCCGCCCGGCUCUCGCACGCUCGGCUGCGUGGACGCCGGGGACACCGUCACGCACUCCGACAAACUGCUCAAGAGGAACCUGUCCUUCGUCUGGAGGGCCCCGGAUACGCCCCUGGGAGAUGUGCGCUUCCUCAUUACGGUGGUGCAGUCAUACUUUGUGUACUGGGCGCGGAUUGAGUCCGAUGUGGUGCAUGAUGGGACAGAGAACUCGAUCGGAGAUGAGGUGGGAGGAGUCAGAGCCCUGCCUGGACUGUGGGCGGAGCAGGCGAACCAGACAGGCGCAGCGGAGACCAGAGAGAGCCUCAACAGCGCAGGCCAGCAGGGAGAGGGGAACCCCAGCCUCAGUCCCACCCUCCCCACGGUCUCCAGGGGGGGUCCCGCGACCCCAGCCCCGCCCACAGGCCCGGGGAACUUUACUCUGCACCUGGACCACGCCCGAACCAGAGCUAAGAGCCCGAGGCCCAGUGUUGCAGCUCAGCCAUGUCUGCACUGUGCACAGGGAGCACAGGCAGCACAGGGAGCACAGGGAGCACAGGGAGCACAGGCAGCACAGAUCUCAGUCCCACCAGGCCCCGGGGACCCCCCCCAUGUGGAGCCCCCCCAGCAGAGCCCCCUGACGGCCCCAGGCCCACAGACUGAGCCCACCCCCUCCUCUCCUCACCUGGAGCCCUCCCCCGCCCCUCGCCGCUCUCAACUGGACCCGGCGACGCCCCGCGCCCAGCCCCACGGGACGACCCCCCCGCCGACCCCGGCCCUCGGGUCACGGGUGCUGCAGAAGGGCGUGGUCGCGCGGAACCUGUCCCGGGGCGGAGACGCGGGGCUGGCCGGGGAGGGCGGGGCCGGGGGGAAGGGGGCGGGGCCUGCGGGGGGCGUGUCCCACAGGACCGCGCUGGAGCUGGGCGUGCUGCUGGGCUGUGCGUCCGGGCUGGGCAUGGUGCUGGCGGUGGGCCUGCGGUACCUGCACAGCCAGUACUGCCUGAAGCGCACCGCCGUGUCCCUGAGCGAGCGCCAUGGCAACGUGAUCCACCUGCAGGACAGCGGCGAGCUGGUGCAGAUCCGCAAGAUCCGGCAGGACAGCUUUGUCCUGCUGCAGGCCGAGUACAACGUGAUGACCCCGCCGGGGAACUGAGCGCGCGGGAGCGUGCUAACACAUGCUAACACAUACGCUAACACAUGCUAACACAUACGCUAACACACGCACAUACACA
Molecule: messenger RNA, 1698 nt
Organism: Anguilla anguilla (European eel)
Lineage: Eukaryota; Metazoa; Chordata; Actinopteri; Anguilliformes; Anguillidae
Product: reelin domain-containing protein 1-like
Exons: 7
Coding region: 123-1619 (498 amino acids)
Molecular function (GO): oxidoreductase activity, acting on metal ions
Source: RefSeq, a predicted model, not a curated record